AUGAAAAUCAGUGUAGUUCGCAUUCGUCCAUCGGCAGAGCAUCGUCAGCAAAGUGCCCCAAAAAUCAAAGAAGCAUCUGGUGCCCACGAAAACGUUCGGUUAAUUUGCAUUCGAAGCGCAUCGAGCUCAUCCCCAGGAGAAGCAGCAGCAGCCAUGCGAGUGCAGCUUUUCGGAGUCAUCGCCGUGGCCAUCGUGGCCGUUUCUGUGGUCCGCGAUGUUGGAGCAGAGCCGCCGGUGAACAACGCCUACUUGCCACCCAGUUCGCCCCAGCGCCCCUCCUCCAAGUACGGUGCCCCGCCCGCCAGCUCCUACCUUCCACCCGCCUCCGGACCUGCCCCAUCAUUUAACUCUGGUUCCUCCAGCAGCUAUGCAGCUCCAUCACUAAGCGCUUCUUCGGGUGGCCCUUACCCGGCACCUGCUCCACGCCCCUCAAGCUCCUAUGGGCCGCCUGCCUCUCGUCCCUCGUCCAGCUAUGGACCUCCACCCAGUCGGCCGAGCCAGUCGUACGGACCACCACCGCAGGCCAAGAAGCCACACCAUCGUCGCCCGUCCUCCAGCUAUGGACCUCCGAGGCCCGCUCCGCCCUCGCAGAGCUACGGUGCCCCGCCCUCUUCUAGCUACGGACCACCAAAGUCUGCUCCACCUUCCCAAAGUUAUGGUGCCCCACCAUCUUCAAGCUAUGGACCACCAAAGUCUGCUCCACCCUCCCAGAGUUAUGGUGCCCCUGCUCCACCUUCUAGCAAGUACGGACCACCCAAGUCGGCGCCAUCUUCGAGCUACGGAGCCCCCAGACCCGCAGCUCCUUCAUCGUCUUAUGGAGCUCCCGCCCCACCAUCAUCGUCCUAUGGAGCCCCUGCCCCACCAUCGUCAUCUUAUGGAGCCCCUGCCCCACCAUCAUCUUCUUAUGGAGCUCCUGCCCCACCAUCAUCUUCUUAUGGAGCUCCCGCUCCACCAUCCAAGUCUUAUGGAGCACCUGCUCCUCCUUCUUCAUCCUAUGGAGCACCAGCCGCACCACCAUCUUCAUCAUAUGGAGCCCCUGCACCACCCUCCAAGUCUUAUGGAGCACCUGCCCCACCAUCGUCGUCCUAUGGAGCACCUGCCCCACCAUCCCCAUCUUAUGGAGCCCCAGCACCGCCAUCGAAGUCUUAUGGAGCCCCCGCACCACCAUCGUCCUCCUAUGUAGCACCUGCUGCACCCUCUUCCUCCUAUGGACCACCAAAGUCUGCGCCCGCACCACCCUCCUCCAGCUAUGGAGCACCGCCUCAGGCUCCCACCAGCUCCUACCUGCCACCUGCAUCGCGUCCAUCAAAGCCCUCUCCCAACUACGGAGCACCUUUGAGCAGCUUUGUGCCCUCGGUUUCGGCGCCAUCGACCAACUACGGAGCACCUUCGAAGACCCAGAGCCUGGGCAGCAGUGGCUACUCCUCCGGACCUUCCUCAUCCUACGAUGCACCCGUGGCCCCGCCAUCGUCUUCCUACGGAGCUCCCUCUUCCUCGUUCCAGCCCAUUUCUCCGCCCUCGUCCAGCUAUGGAGCUCCCAGCAGCGGAUCAGGAUCAAGCUUCUCAGCAGCUCCUUCAUUCAGCAAGGGUUCCAGUGGUGGUGGUUCCUCCUACCACUCCGCACCAUCUAGCUCCUACUCAGCUCCCAGUUCGAGCUCAAACAGUGGAGGAUCUUAUCCCUCGGCACCUUCAUCAUCCUACUCUGCCCCCAGUUUGAGCUCAAACAGUGGUGGACCUUAUGCCUCCGCUCCGUCGUCUUCCUACUCGGCACCCAGCUCUGGCUCGAACAGUGGUGGACCUUACCCCGCUGCUCCAUCCUCCUCGUACUCCGCACCCAGUGCCUCUGCCAACAGUGGAGGAUCUUAUCCCUCGGCACCUUCAUCAUCUUACUCGGCACCCAGCUCGGGAUCGAACAGUGGUGGACCCUACCCCGCAGCUCCUUCAUCCUCUUACUCGGCACCCUCUUCCAGUUCAAACAGUGGAGGACCUUACCCAUCGGCACCCUCGUCUUCGUACUCCGCACCCAGUUCCAGCUCCAACACCGGUGGGCCCUAUCCUGCUGCUCCUUCAUCUUCGUACUCGGCUCCAUCUUCCAGUUCGAGCAGUGGUGGUCCCUACCCAUCAGCUCCCUCGUCCUCGUACUCGGCUCCAUCUUCCAGCUCGAACAGUGGAGGACCUUAUCCAUCGGCACCCUCUUCGUCUUACUCCGCACCCAGCCCGAGCUCCAAUAGUGGAGGACCCUACCCUGCAGCACCAUCCAACUCCUACUCGGCACCGGCCUCUCCGCCAUCUUCAUCGUAUGGAGCACCUGCCUCAGGACCGUCCUCCUCGUACAGCGCUCCCUCCUCCUCCUACGGAGCUCCCUCCACCGGAUCGGGUUCCAGCUCAUUCUCGUCCAGCCAUUCGUCAUCCUCGGGCAGCUACCCCUCUGCUCCGUCCAGCUCCUAUGGAGCACCAUCGGCUGGUUCUUCCCUGAACUUCCCCAGCGGUCCCUCGUCCAGCUACAGUGCUCCCCCGGCCGGUGGAUCCUCCAGCUCGGGACCCUACCCCAGUGCUCCCGCCCAGGACUCCGGCUACGAGUACAAUGCACCCAGCCAGGUGCCCGAGACCAUUCAGCAGGGUUACAGUGCCGACGGUGGCUACACUUACCGCAAGAAGUGAGGAGCAGAUAGCCACUGCAUUGCGCAUACGCCACGUGCCUUCGAAUACUCAAUCACCACCACCAUGUCAUCAUGUCAUUGUCGUCGCCAUUCACUCGCAACUGUAAAUUAUUCCCCAAAUGACAACUAAUUCGUCCAUUCUUCUUCUCCUUUCCCUCCCAAGGAAAUCUAGACGUAAUUCAUUGUACCAUUAGAUGUA
Molecule: messenger RNA, 2859 nt
Organism: Drosophila subpulchrella
Lineage: Eukaryota; Metazoa; Arthropoda; Insecta; Diptera; Drosophilidae
Gene: Muc91C
Product: extensin
Source: RefSeq, a predicted model, not a curated record